This is a messenger RNA of Orussus abietinus, 2213 nucleotides long. Its product is annotated as dystrobrevin-1. The coding region runs from base 199 to 2196 and encodes 665 amino acids. NCBI's taxonomy places the organism in Eukaryota, Metazoa, Arthropoda, Insecta, Hymenoptera, Orussidae. The record is from RefSeq and is a predicted model, not a curated record. Gene Ontology annotation, biological process: synaptic signaling. Gene Ontology annotation, molecular function: zinc ion binding; protein binding. The transcript is spliced from 12 exons. Gene Ontology annotation, cellular component: plasma membrane.
AAAUAUUAUUAAUUCAAGAUUUUGUAGAAUAAUUGCGAGAAAAUUAUCGCGGUUCACGGUUUAACUUGCCGAGAUGAUGGGAACAAUUUUUUAGAGUCGUAUCGAUGAUCUUUACAUUCUACAAGAGAUGAUAUCAAAUUAAGGUUCAACCCUUCAGUGUAUCUCUAAUCACCGAUUUUGAAAAAGUUCGUGAAAACCAUGACUGAAGAGUAUACCAAUGGUUGGGCCCUGGCAGAAACAAAUGGAGGCAUUCCAUAUUACAUCAACCACGCUACAAAACAAACAGAGUGGAAUCAUCCAACCAUGCGGAGAAUUUUAAGAUCAAUCGAGGAGUGCGAUGCGAUUCGAUAUGCCUCGUAUAGAACUGCUGCUAAAAUGUUAAUUUUACAUCGAGAACUGAACAUGCGUCAUGUUCAUCUGGAAUUAGUAGCCGGUGUAUUCGAAAGACAUGGAUUAUCGGUUACAGAGAACUCAGUAACUUUGGAUGCCAGCGAAAUCGAAGAUGUGCUUUCUGAUAUUUAUUUUGCAGCUCGUAAGGAGGCCUGCAUCGACUUUGACAUAGAUCUAGCUACGAAGCUUGGUGUCAAUUAUAUCCUCAAUGUAUUUGAUGAGAAACGUGAAGGCAACGUUCCUGUAUUCUCUGUCAAAGUUGCACUGAUCGUGAUAAGUAGCAGUCGUCUGCAAGAGAAGUAUGGGUAUUUAUAUCAACAAUUAGCUGAUCAUAAUGCUUGUUUAUCAAGAGCAGCCCUAAAGACUUUACUAACAAAUAUUUGCAAAAUAACUGAAAUGCUUGGAGAAAAUGCAGCAUAUGGUAAUCACAUGAUACAAUCCAGUAUCGACAGCUGCUUCGGAGAGUCCCAAAGUGGUCUUGGAGUUAGCGAAGCAGAAUUUGCCAUGUGGUUAAUGCACGACCCGCCGUUGCUCGUCUGGUUAACGACUUUGAAUCGAAUGAAAGCUGCUGAACAUGUAACACAUGACAUUAAAUGUUCGACAUGCAAAGUAACUCCAGUGCAAGGACCACGUUAUUCGUGUCUAAGGUGUGCAGGCUACCACCAAUGCCAGGCAUGUUUUCUCUUAGGAAAAACAUCUAACAAACACAAAUCAAAACAUCCUGUCAGGGAAUACUGCGUAAAGACUUCCAAUAGAGAGAUAACGAAAUUAAUCAUCGAGUUAAUUAGAAAUAAACUUAGAUUAUGUCCGACAAGAACAGCUGCUGCCGCGGAUUUGGCAGGCCCAGCGCCACAUUCUUCAAGCAACGAAGCGAAAGCAUCGGACACUAUAUCUUUAAGAAGUACAGUAAGAAGGAAAGUGCUUGAUGAUCCACAAAAAGAAUUGCAAAGUAUUAUUAGUCACUUGGAGGAAGAAAACAGGCAACUUCACACGGAACUCCUAGAGAUUUGUGGCACCAGAGCAGAGAGGUUGCAACGUCACAGAGCCACUAUCGAGUCACAGUUGCAACGCCUCAAGAUUCUCAAGAAAUAUUUAUUUGCUCGGAGCACCUCAGCCCCGCGUAUGAUAAGCCGCAUGCAAAGCACGCCGGUACUCCGUCCCAUGGAAGUAGCUCCAUUGCCUCUAGAGUUUGAGCUGAGUCCUAUCGUGCGCCAGGGCUCGAUCACUUAUUCUCGACCGCAGGAAAAUUUUCGGUUCGAUUCGACCCCCGCAGCAAUUGACCCUUCUUCUUCGAAAGAAGACCGAUUCGAGGAUCGUACACACCUCGGUGGUACCUACGGUUCAGGGCUACCUAAUCUCCUGGAGCCUACUGGUAUUGAACUCAGCACUUGGGUCGGAGGGGGUAAUACGACAGGAUUGAAUCAUGGCAACAGUGGCUUCUCUCAGUGGCUGAAAUCUGGCAUGGGAAAGAGCGAAGAGAGCAAGUACGAUGUCAAGAGAGCAUCCCCUCCUCUGGCAGCUUCGUCCUCUCCGUCCGGAGGUCUUCAUCGAGAUAAUACGCCUUCUUCUUUACAACGACCUGACAAGCAUUCGCAGCACAGCAGUCUUCAGAAUAUUCAGGGCGAUCUAAAUGACAUUCUAGACAGGUUGCAGAACAUGGUUGCCAAUGAGUGCCUCCUCGAAGAAUCGUUUAGUGCAGAUGACAACUGCGAGCUUAAACGUGCUGCCACCGAAAUGGAAGAUUUAUUGACCGGACUCAUCGAGGGGAUGGAGUCCCGUAAGAGCAAAUUGACAACCGUUGUAUAAAUUAACCAUGAUUCGUU